GCCCAACUUGUCUUGGGCUCGUUACUGUUGCACAUGCGAAGACCAUCGGCACCUGUUGACCACGAGCACCUUCAGGAAAGAUGACCGACCGCUCCAGUAAUGCUCAGGAUGAAUCUUUCUGGGCACCCGGUACCAUUAAUCUCGAAGAACUGCAAGAGUUUAGCAACAAAAUCAUCCUGCAUCCUAUUCCCACCUCUGACCCCAACGACCCCCUGAACUGGUCCGCCGGACGAAAAUGCGUAAACUUCGCACUCGUGUCCUUCUAUGUCUUGAUGACUUUCGUUCAACUUGACAUUGGAUAUACAGCGUGGGGACAGUAUCAGGGGGAGCUCGACUUCUCCGUCAGCCUCUUGAACGGUGGCGUGGCCCUUCAAUACGCCGGCCUGGCCAUCGGCUGCUUCUUUUUCGUCCCGCUCGUUCACAAAUAUGGUCGACGCCCUUCUUAUAUCGUCAGCACCGUCAUGCAGCUUGCGUCUUGCGUCUGGUUCGCACUGAUGAAGCGCCCGGUAGACCUGUGGAUCAGCAGCCUGCUGUCGGGCCUUGGUGGCGCCACCAGUGAGACUAUUGUGCAGAUUACCAUUGCAGAUCUCUUUUUCGUUCACAAUCAUGCGGCACUGAAUGGUUGCUAUCUACUCUUUGUUGCAAUCGGCGCGUUUCUCGGCCCGGUGGCAUCUGGGUACAUCGUCGACGAUCAAGGGUGGAGGUGGAUAUGGUGGUGGUGCGUUAUCCUCUUUGGAGCCACCCUAACGUUGACGAUCCUUUUCUUCGAGGAGUCGAAGUAUACGCCUAUACUUAGAGCCCAAGUUCCGAGCACUCCGGGACCCGAUGAGCCUGCGGAUGCUCCUGAUAAGGCGCACAUCGAGCGAGCGCAGACGCGAGACAACGAGCAUCCUGGCCAUUCAGCCCGAGACAAAUAUGGCGUCGUCGAACGAACGCUGUCUAAUGUUCUCCUCGACGAGACAAUUCCUCUCAAAUCUUACCGUGAGCGACUUGCCCUCGUCACUAAAACGGAGGGGCCGAUCCUGCCCCAUCUUUCUCAACCCAUUGUUUUGCUCUUCACAUUCCCGGCCAUUGCGUACACGGCUAUAACCUACGGUACCACGUUGGCCGAGUUUUCGAUUUUGACUUCCGUUCAAGCGAUAUAUCUGUUCGAACCACCUUAUAAUUUCUCGGCGUCGGGGGUAGGAUUGAUGAACCUUGCGCCCUUCAUUGGUCAUCUUCCGGGCAUCAUCAUCGGUGGAUACCUCAACGACAAGUCGAUAGUGUGGCUCGCGAGGAGAAAUGGCGGAGUCUAUGAACCGGAAAUGCGACUGUGGCUCGCGUUGCCCUCCAUAAUCCUCACGCCUGCAAGUGUCUUGAUGCUUGGAGUUGGGCUAGCAUAUAUGGCUCCCUGGCCCCUUCUGGCCGUUGGAUUCGGUCUGUUUGGCUUCAACCUGGGAGCCACGAGCAGCAUUGCGCUUUCGUACGCCAUGGACUGCUACCACGAUGUUAUCGGAAACGCCCUCGUUGGAGUCGUAUUCACGCGCAACGUCCUCUCUGUCGUAGUGCUCUUUUCACUUACACCAUGGAUCGAUGGGAUGGGCUUGCGGGAUAUGCAUAUCCUUGUCUCAGCAUUUUCGUUCUGCAUUCUGCUUAUUCCGGUCCCGCUGCUCAUAUGGGGCAAAAAGUCCCGAGUGUCAUUGGCAAAGACCUAUAGGGACAUGGCGCGACGACAGCCCACCCAUCGAGACUUUUGAUGUAUCUGUGCAGCGGUACGAGGUACAUCUAUGUCGUUGACUCAUUACCAGCAUUUGACGCCCCUGGUGGGUUUUCUAAAGCGUCUGUAGGCAGUACAAAGGCGAUGUGGCCUAUUCAAUACGACUACUUCGAGACUUCA
Purpureocillium takamizusanense is the source of this 1876-nucleotide messenger RNA. RefSeq lists its product as uncharacterized. The record is from RefSeq and is a predicted model, not a curated record. Gene Ontology annotation, biological process: transmembrane transport. The transcript is spliced from 4 exons. Gene Ontology annotation, molecular function: transmembrane transporter activity. The coding region runs from base 81 to 1736 and encodes 551 amino acids. NCBI's taxonomy places the organism in Eukaryota, Fungi, Ascomycota, Sordariomycetes, Hypocreales, Ophiocordycipitaceae.